This is a messenger RNA of Sinocyclocheilus anshuiensis, 1482 nucleotides long. Its product is annotated as gastrula zinc finger protein XlCGF57.1-like. Gene Ontology annotation, cellular component: nucleus. Gene Ontology annotation, molecular function: RNA polymerase II transcription regulatory region sequence-specific DNA binding; DNA-binding transcription factor activity, RNA polymerase II-specific. Bases 1 to 1449 code for a protein of 482 amino acids. The transcript is spliced from 5 exons. Gene Ontology annotation, biological process: regulation of transcription by RNA polymerase II. The record is from RefSeq and is a predicted model, not a curated record. NCBI's taxonomy places the organism in Eukaryota, Metazoa, Chordata, Actinopteri, Cypriniformes, Cyprinidae.
AUGAGAGAUCCAGAACCCUGCAGAAUCAAACACACUGAAGAUACUGAAGAACUAACAGAGCUGAUGGAAGAGAGCGAGGAGAGUGAAGAACUGAGUGAAGUGGAGGAGAAACAUCAUGACAAACCUGGAGAAAAACCCUUGAGUCGCUCAAACUCUAAAAAGACAUUUUUAAAGAAAUCUUUCAGCUGCACUCAGUGUGGAAAGACUUUGACAAGCAAACGUAAUCUUGAUGUUCACAUGAGAAUCCACACCGGAGAGAAACCGUUCACAUGCGAUCAGUGCGGGAAGAGCUUCACACAGAAAGCACACUUUCAAGGACACAUGAGGAUUCACACAAGAGAGAAACCUUACACAUGUGAUCAAUGCGGCAAAACGUUUCUGUGGGCUUCAUGCCUGAAGACACACCUGACAGUUCAUACAAAGGAGAAGCCGCAUUCAUGUUCUUUGUGUGGAAAGAGUUUUUCACUGCUGCAUCAUCUGAAAGAACAUCAGAAAACACAUAAUGAUGUGAGAGACUACAUGUGCUUUGAGUGUGACAAGACUUUUACAAAAGCGAACUAUUUAAAACUGCAUCAGAUGAUCCACACUGGAGAAAAACCUUAUAAGUGUUCACACUGUGACAAGAGAUUCAGUCAGGCAACACAUCUGAAAUCACACGAGAGGAUCCACAGCAGAGAGAAACCACACACCUGCACUCAGUGUGGAAAGACUUUGACAAGCAAACGUAAUCUUGAUGUUCACAUGAGAAUCCACACCGGAGAGAAACCGUUCACAUGCGAUCAGUGCGGGAAGAGCUUCACACAGAAAGCACACUUUCAAGGACACAUGAGGAACCACACAGGAGAGAAGUCAUAUGGAUGUGAUCAGUGUGAGAAGAGUUUCACACACAAACACAGUCUUAAUGUUCACUUGAGAGUUCAUUCUGGAGAGAAACCGUUCACAUGCGAUCAGUGCGGGAAGAGCAUCACACAGAAACAACAUCUUACGGGGCACAUGAGGAUCCACACGGGAGAAAGGCCGUAUGCAUGCGAUCAGUGCGGGAAGAGUUUCACACAUUCAUCAUACCUUCCUCUUCACAUGAGGAUUCACACAAGAGAGAAACCUUACACAUACUACAUGUGCUUUGAGUGUGACAAGACUUUUACAAAAGCGAACUAUUUAAAACUGCAUCAGAUGAUCCACACUGGAGAAAAACCUUAUAAGUGUUCACACUGUGACAAGAGAUUCAGUCAGGCAACACAUCUGAAAUCACACGAGAGGAUCCACAGCAGAGAGAAACCACACACGUGUGAUCAGUGCGGAAAGAGUUUCACUGUUAAACACAACCUGAAGCGACACAAGAGGAUCCAUGCAGUGGAGAAACCAGAUCAGCGUGAUCCAUGUGAGGAGAGGUUCGUUCAGUUCUCUUCUUUAUUCUUUCAUACUAAAAACUGUCUGAAAUCACAGUAAGUAGUUCAUCUUUAUGUGCUGAGCAGUAAAGUC